This is a messenger RNA of Paraphaeosphaeria sporulosa, 1389 nucleotides long. RefSeq lists its product as uncharacterized. The record is from RefSeq and is a predicted model, not a curated record. Gene Ontology annotation, molecular function: cysteine-type endopeptidase activity. Lineage: Eukaryota; Fungi; Ascomycota; Dothideomycetes; Pleosporales; Didymosphaeriaceae. Bases 1 to 1389 code for a protein of 462 amino acids. The transcript has 4 exons. Gene Ontology annotation, biological process: proteolysis.
AUGGAAUCCCUUAUCGCGCCGCGCAUUCCUCCUUCCGUGGAUCUAAGAGAUAAGGUCUUCCACCUCAAAACGCAGAUCGAGUCGGUCGAAGAUGCUCCUGGACACAGCUCAGACAUCACCGGCGGGGCCGAGUUGAUUGUUGAGAGCGAUGCCGGCCCUCAUGAUGCUGCGCAGCAGAAGCGUGCUGCAGAGAUGCAGAUGUGGUGGGAUGAAGCGAUCGUGCGGAAUAUGGAUUUGCCCGACGGAUACGCAAAAGUUGCUGUGUUACUGGUGAAGUGGGAGGACGAGCUGGACGAGCUCAAGACAAGAGCGGAGGCCGAAGAACUCUCCGCUGUCUUUCGCGAUCGUUUCCAUUUCGUCACCGAAACGGUUGAGCUCAACGUCUCAUCUAAGCCGCAACAACAGAUGCGCACCUACAUGAGUGCAUUCAUACAGAAGCAUGACGGACCACACAAUCUUUUGAUCGUGUACUAUACAGGACACGGCAUGUACCAGGAGGAUCAGAAAUACCUCGAACUCACCGCGAGUCUAAGACCUAUGGACAGACGCGGCUUCCAGAAGGAAGCCAAGUGCAAUUGGAACAAGAUCCAAGAACUCCUCCAGGAGGAGGAUGUAGAAUCAGAUGUGCUUACGAUACUCGACACUUGCUAUGCUAGCAACCUGACAAAAGGUGGGAAGGAAGAGACCAGGACCUUCGAACUUCUAAGCGCUUGUGCCAUCGACUCGACGACGGCUGCGCCGGGUGACAAUAGCUUCACUCGCGCACUCAUCGAUACAUUAAAGAGGCUUCACGGGCAAUACGGCGAGAAGGGCUUUACUACGUUCCACCUGAACCAAGGUAUUGCCCUUGACAAGAGACGCCAUGACACGCCGCCCCAAUUAUGGUCCCUCAAGCAGCAUCUUGGACGGCACAUACAUCUUGCCCCUCUCAAGCCACAACAAACGUGCGAGCUGAAAGCUCGGCGACUACAUCAUGUACCACGAGGCUACCUCACACUUCGGUUUGCGCUGCGGGAUGAAUCACUCACGCAGGAACAAAUCGAGUUUCUGACGCUGCAGCUGUCUAAAGCGUUUAACAACAAGCUGCUCGUUGGCCUGAGUCGCAUAGACUGGCUCGGGAUCAAGCCCGCGCGUACUACCAACUUUCGCCGGGCAGCACUCGCAAUGUACGUGGUGCGAAAAUGGAAGAGGAUUUGCGAACGCCAAAGGAAAAGACAGGUGGAUGGAGUUGGCUUACCCGAUGGUUCAACAACCGAUGCGCCGGCUGCAACUCGUCGGAAACGUCCCCGCGACAGCUUCACCAACUCCCCUACGCCUGAGCGAAAACGUGACUAUCUCGCGGCCUCACAGCCACCCUCACCCCCGGUAUCCAAUUCUUCGAAGGCCUAG